AUGGCAAAAGCUAUACCGAAAAAAGGUUCACGUGGACGUAUUGGUUCACGUAAGAGUACACGUAAAAUACCAAAGGGGGUUAUUCAUAUUCAAGCAAGUUUCAAUAAUACCAUUGUGACUGUUACAGAUGUACGGGGGCGAGUGGUUUCUUGGUCCUCUGCCGGUACUUCUGGCUUCCGAGGUACAAAAAGAGGGACGCCAUUUGCUGCUCAAACCGCAGCAGGACAUGCUAUUCGUGCAGUAGUAGAUCAAGGUAUGCAACGAGCAGAAGUCAUGAUUAAAGGUCCCGGUCUCGGAAGAGACGCAGCAUUACGAGCUAUUCGCAGAAGUGGUAUACUAUUAACUUUCGUACGGGAUGUAACCCCUAUGCCACAUAAUGGCUGUAGACCCCCGAAAAAAAGACGUGUGUAG
Lactuca sativa (garden lettuce) is the source of this 411-nucleotide messenger RNA. The record is from the annotation of a RefSeq genome assembly. Lineage: Eukaryota; Viridiplantae; Streptophyta; Magnoliopsida; Asterales; Asteraceae.